Messenger RNA from Ostrea edulis (European flat oyster), 8879 nucleotides. Its product is annotated as SCO-spondin-like. The record is from RefSeq and is a predicted model, not a curated record. Gene Ontology annotation, molecular function: protein binding. The transcript is spliced from 52 exons. NCBI's taxonomy places the organism in Eukaryota, Metazoa, Mollusca, Bivalvia, Ostreida, Ostreidae. Bases 1 to 8700 code for a protein of 2899 amino acids.
AUGAGUACAAUCCAUAUUUCUCAGGAGAAUGCUUUUACAAAUUUCGACCCAACCUUCCCUGGUACCACUGCAACUUGCAAUGGUAUUUCCACAUCGGAUACGUCGGAUUCAGAAGUCUGGAUGAUCGGGCAUAUUCGAAAGGAUGGGCCGUUUUGGAAGAAGGUGCCAUUUUCUCAAGGACAUGGAACUAUUUAUUUGGAAGAACAGAUGGAAAGUGGAGGAUACAGUUUUACAAAGGUAAACGGUAAGUGGUCAUCGUGGGGAUCCUGGGCCUCCUGCACCAAAUCAUGCGGAAGUGGAAAACAAUCAAGGAGAAGGACCUGCACAAACCCGGCACCAAAGAACGGAGGGUCCAGCUGCAGUGGUUCCUCCGUGCAAAGCCGCACGUGUAACACCAAGAGCUGUCCAGUAAACGGUGGUUGGUCGUCAUGGGGUUCCUGGGCAUCCUGUACCAAGUCAUGUGGAACCGGAAAACAGACAAGAACACGGUCCUGUACCAAGCCAAAACCAAGCAAUGGCGGGAAAAGUUGUAGUGGUUCCUCCGUUGCAGCCAAGUAUUGUAACACGCAGGCUUGUCCAGUUGCCAUAAAAACACCAGAGAAUCUAGUGACAGUACCACUUCAAGUAUUAGGAGCACCCGACAACAGAGGUACGGAGUUUAUCCUUGGAUUCAUGGAGAACAUCAAUCUAAACAUGAAGGUGGAGCUGUUUAUCACCACGAGUUCUAACAAACGUGUCAGUGUUAGUGUACAGUCACCGAAAUCCACGAAGCCAUACAUCCGGUCUAGCUUUACCAUAUCGAAGGGACAGGUCAAACAGCUUUUCCUUGACCAGAACAUCCGAAUGUCUGGUUCGGCUAAACAGACCAAGGGCAUCUUAAUCAGAGCCACAGACGAAGUGGUGGUGUACGGAAUCAAUAAAGAGCUCUACUCCUGUGAUGGCUUUGUCGCCUUGCCCACUGAUGUCAUUUCUAAUGAUUAUUAUGUAGUUUCCUGGUACCCGCCCACCUACAAAUCAGAGCUCCUCGUGGUCGGUGCACACGAUGGAACGUCGGUAAGUGUGCAACUCGGUAGCAGUCUUGGGUCUAAAUAUGUGUCAUAUGGAAGCAAAAAAUACUACAAGGGAAAUACAAUUAAAGAGAAGCUAGAUAAAUACAGCACAUGGCAGCUGACUACAGACAAGGGUGAUUUCACCGGCACAAGGGUGAUGGCAAACAAACCAGUGGCCGUGUUCUCUGGAAAUCGUAAAACAAACAUCGGUACCGGUACCUCUUCUGAUCACCUUGUUGAACAGAUGACACCGGUCAACACCUGGGGUAAGGAAUUUGCCACAGUUCCAAUCCCAAAACGGACCGUUGGGGACUACUUCAAGUUCGUCGGAAGUGAGAGCGGCACAAAGGUCACUAUUUCCGGUGGCUACCGAUCGUCUUUCACUCUAACAGCAGGUCAGGCGGUCCAGAAAAAGAUUCCUUCCACCGCUUAUUGUUAUAUCAAGGCGACAAAACCUAUCCUAGUCAUUCAGUUUGUUCAAUCCCAGCAGACGUCGACAGAGCUGUCAGAUCCAGCUAUGAUGAUUAUCCCUCCUAUUGAGCAAUAUGGCGCUGAUUAUACUUUCGCUACACCAAAAUAUUCCCUCGGUUCCUACAAUAACUAUUUCAUGUUCAUCGUCAAAAGUUCAGAUAUGAAGGGACUUCGUUUCGACGGAAAACCUUUUCCGACAUCCACCAAAUACAAUAAAAUCUCGGGCACGGAUCUCGUGGGCGGGUACAUCUCUGUGUCUCAGGGAUCACAUACCGUGAUGCACACGUCCCCUAUUUCGGUCUUUGGGGGAUACCUGUACGGACAGGCUAGAUACGAGACGUACGGAUUUACCACGGGGAUGAGGAUGGGAAAAGUCAACGCUCCAUGCAAGCCUACUAAGUCUGUAGAUGGAGACGGUAUUGACAACGAUUGUGAUGGCAAGAUUGACGAGGAAAUCUGCACAACAGAAAACAAGAACAAAGAUGACGAUGGCGAUGGUAAAGUCAAUGAAGAUUGUGCCAAACCGUUACCACUAAAUGGUAACUGGGCCGCCUGGUCGUCUUGGUCGAGUUGUUCUGUAGUAUGUAAAACUAGCUCCUCCAGCAAAGGAAUCAGAACCCGAACCAGAACGUGUAGUAAUCCCGCACCAAAAUAUGGCGGCACUUCCUGUUCCGGUAGCUCUAAAAUAACUGCAUCCUGUAUUCCUACAAAGUACUGCUCUGUAAACGGCGGAUGGAGCAGUUGGAGCUCCUAUAGCGCAUGCUCCGUGACCUGUGGUUACGGAACUCGAACCCGAGGAAGAUUGUGCAACAGUCCUGCACCAAAAGACGGUGGGAAAAAAUGUGUGGGAUCCUACAUUGAGAACCAGACCUGCAAUUCAAAAGGCUGUCCUGUGAACGGUAGCUGGGGUAAGUGGGGGGCCUGGGUGUCUUGCUCCCGCCCCUGUGGUACUGGCAAACAGACCCGUAAACGACUGUGUAACAACCCAGCAGCAAAGAAUGGCGGGAAGGAUUGCGCGGGAGUGGACACGGACGGGCGUUACUGCAACGUGCAGGAUUGUCCAGUGCACGGGAACUGGGGAUCUUGGGGAGCAUGGACCAAGUGUUCCAAGAACUGCGGGACGGGAAAACAGACCAGAUCAAGAGCGUGUUCCAAUCCGGCGCCAAAAUAUGGCGGGAAAGACUGUGCUGGAUCGGCUCUGGAUGGCCGUUACUGUAAUACACAGCAAUGUUCCGUGGACGGAGGCUGGACAGACUGGACGCCGUACAGUGAUUGCUCUGUGACGUGUGGAUUCGGAAAGAUGACCAGGCACAGAACGUGUACGAAACCUGAUCCGGCCCACGGCGGUAAAGACUGUGUAGGCGCCUCUGGAUACACCGUCACCUGCAAAAACAUCAAUUGUCCAGUUGACGGAGGAUAUUCCACAUGGAGCAAAUGGGACACUUGUUCGGUCACGUGCGGCGGAGGCACAAAGAAAAGAUUGCGCACAUGCACGAGUCCAACCCCUCAAUUUGGCGGAAAAGACUGUCAAGGAGUUGCCUCCCAAACCACGACCUGCAACCAACAGGAGUGUCCUAUUGACGGUCAGUUCGGCGAUUGGUCGGACUGGGGAACUUGCACAGUAACUUGCGGUGGAGGUGAGCAGAAGCGCAUCAGAACGUGUGCAAAUCCAGCGCCACAGUACGGUGGAAAACCGUGUAAUGGGGAAACAACUGAGGCUAGAGACUGCAACACACUCAAGUGUCCAAUUGAUGGAGGAUUUACCGAAUGGACUCAGUUUGACACUUGUUCUGUGACAUGUGGAGGUGGAGCCCAAAGAAGAACACGCUCCUGUACAAAACCAGUCCCUCAACAUGGUGGCAAAGAUUGUUCCGGUGACGAAACGCAUGCGCAGGAUUGUAAUGAUCACCCUUGCCCCAUUGACGGAGGGUAUACGACUUGGACUGACUGGGAGAAGUGUUCUCUUACUUGCGGGGGCGGACUUCAGAAGCGCAAGCGCGAGUGUACUAACCCGGCCCCUCAGUUCGGCGGAUCCAAGUGUUCAGGAGCGGACGCUGAAAUCCAGGACUGCAAUACCCAAAACUGUCCAAUUGAUGGGGAAGUCUCUAAUUGGAGCGACUGGGGCACGUGCAGCGUGUCGUGUGGCGGUGGGUCUCAGGACAGGACACGCACGUGCACAAACCCCAAACCUCAAUAUGGUGGAGCAGAUUGUACCGGAAACUUGAAGGAGACUCAAUCGUGCAACACACAAAACUGCCCAAUUGAUGGCGGGUACAGUGAUUGGAGUAAAUGGGACGCAUGCUCAGUGACUUGCGGUGGAGGGUCUCACAGUCGAUCACGCACAUGUUCAAACCCCACCCCACAAUACGGUGGAAAGACCUGUAGCGGAGACCCCAAGCAAGAAAGAAGCUGCAACACUCAGGAGUGCCCAAUUGACGGAGGUUAUUCGGACUGGGCUGAUUGGACACAGUGUACACAGACGUGCGGGGGCGGAUCUCAGGAGCGUGAACGAACAUGCACGAAACCCGCCCCACAAUUUGGUGGCAAACCUUGUAGCGGUGUUGCAGACGAAAUUCAAGAUUGUAACACUCAUAACUGUCCAGUUGAUGGAGGAUUUACAAAAUGGUCAGACUGGAAACCAUGUUCAGUCAGUUGUGGGGGUGGAUCUCAGAGUAGGUCAAGGUCGUGUUCAAAGCCCAUUCCCCAGUAUGGCGGAGCCCCAUGUAUCGGUGACACAGAAGAGACGCAGCACUGUAAUACACAAUUCUGUCCAAUCGACGGUGAUUUCACUGAUUGGUCGAAAUGGGACAUGUGCUCUGUGACGUGUGGUGGAGGUACACAGAAACGAACCCGUUCAUGUACUAGCCCCGCCCCACAAUACGGCGGUGCGGCUUGUUCCGGUGACAAUGAGGAGAUGCAGGAUUGCAACACAAUGAACUGUCCAAUUGAUGGAGACUUCUCUGAUUGGUCACCCUGGGACACGUGUUCAGUGACGUGUGGUGGAGGAACACAAGGUCGAACUAGAACAUGCACUAACCCGGCACCACAAUAUGGUGGCGCAGACUGUUCCGGUGAUACGUCAGAGUCUCAGGCGUGUAAUGUACAUCAUUGUCCAAUUGAUGGCGCAUACAAUGACUGGUCAGUUUGGGACACGUGUUCUGUCACAUGUGGUGGAGGAAGUCAAGGUCGAACUAGAACAUGCACAAACCCUGCACCACAAUAUGGCGGAGCGGAUUGUUCGGGAGCGGCAUCUCAGUCUCAAGACUGCAAUACAUUCCACUGUCCAAUUGAUGGUGGCUUUACUGAUUGGUCGACUUGGGACACAUGCUCCGUGACGUGCGGUGGUGGAUCGCAAAGGCGUAGCAGAACCUGUACAAACCCCGCCCCUCAAUACGGAGGAGAGGCCUGCGUGGGUGACGAAAGCGAAAUGCAAGACUGCAACACCCACUUCUGUCCGAUUGAUGGUGCAUUCACUGAUUGGUCGGCAUGGGACACGUGCUCAGUCACGUGUGGAGGUGGAUCCCAGGGGAGAAGUAGGAUGUGUACAAACCCCGCUCCUCAGUACGGAGGUGCCGCCUGCACGGGCGAUAACUCCGAAGAUCAGAACUGUAACGAACACCCAUGUCCAAUUGACGGCGGAUACACACUGUGGAGUGAUUGGUCAGUUUGUUCCGUCACUUGUGGCGGAGGAUUACAAAACCGCAGUCGAACCUGCACAAAUCCUGUGCCACAAUACGGUGGUGCCACCUGCAGCGGGGAUUCUGGCGAGAUUCAAGACUGCAAUACCCACAACUGCCCGAUUGACGGAGGCUUCACGGAUUGGUCAGCCUGGGACACGUGCUCUGUCACUUGCGGUGGAGGAUCUCAGGGAAGAACACGAAGUUGUACUAACCCCGCACCGCAAUAUGGCGGCGCCAGCUGUGUCGGAGAUGAAAAUGAUGAGCAGGAUUGCAACACCCACCACUGUCCAAUUGAUGGGGGUUUCUCUGAUUGGUCAGUCUGGGACACAUGUUCUGUCACGUGUGGUGGAGGAAGUCAAAGUAGAAGCAGAACGUGCACAAAUCCGGCACCGCAAUAUGGCGGCGCUGACUGUUCCGGCGACACGUCAGACACUCAGGACUGCAACACACACAACUGUCCAAUUGACGGAGGCUUCACUGAUUGGACUAACUGGGAUAGGUGUUCUGUGACAUGUGGGGGCGGUUCUCAAGGUCGUACAAGGUCAUGCACAAGCCCAGCUCCUCAGUAUGGUGGUGCCCAAUGUGUGGGUGACGUCUCCGAGGAACAGGAUUGUAACACACACAACUGUCCAAUUGAUGGUGCGUAUACAGAUUGGAGUGACUGGGAUCUAUGUUCUGUCACAUGCGGGGGCGGAUCACAAAACAGAAGUCGUAGCUGUACCAACCCACUGCCACAAUACGGAGGGGCGGAUUGUAGUGGCGAUGACCAGGAACGACAGGACUGUAACACACAAAACUGUCCCAUUGACGGCGACUUCACUGAUUGGUCAGCCUGGGACACGUGUUCUGUCACUUGCGGUGGAGGAACUCAAGGCCGAACCAGAACUUGCACUAACCCGGCACCACAAUAUGGCGGCGCUGACUGUUCCGGUGAUCUGUCAGAGAGUCGAGAUUGUAAUACAGACUUUUGUCCAAUUGAUGGCGGUUACACUGAUUGGACAGUGUGGGAUACGUGCACUGUCACGUGUGGUGGAGGUUCGCAGACACGCACACGCACGUGCACCAACCCGGCACCACAAUAUGGUGGAGCGGACUGUGCCAGUUUCGGAGAUAAUGCAGAAACUCAGGAUUGUAACACACAAGCCUGUCCUAUUGAUGGUGGCUUCUCUGAUUGGGCUGACUGGGAUGACUGCAGUGUCUCCUGCGGGGGCGGAUCACAAAGCCGUGCCAGAACCUGUACUAACCCCACUCCUCAAUAUGGUGGCGCUGAUUGUUCUGGUGAUCUCUCACAGUCUCAGGACUGCAAUACUCAGUACUGCCCAAUUGAUGGAGGAUAUACCAACUGGUCCCAGUGGGACACCUGCACAGUUACUUGUGGGGGCGGGUCUCAGGAGAGGUACCGUAACUGCACCAACCCAGCCCCACAAUAUGGAGGGGCGGAUUGCAUGGGAGUGGACGCAGAGAUUCAAGUCUGCAACACAGACAACUGUCCCAUUGACGGUGGUUACACUAAUUGGACACUUUGGGAUACAUGCACGGUAACAUGUGGUGGAGGUACACAGUCACGUACACGCACGUGCACCAACCCGGCACCACAAUAUGGUGGAGCGGACUGUGCCAGUUUCGGAGAUAAUGCAGAAACUCAGGAUUGUAACACACAAGCCUGUCCAAUUGACGGUGGUUACACUAAUUGGACACUUUGGGAUACAUGCACGGUAACAUGUGGUGGAGGUACACAGUCACGUACACGCACGUGCACCAACCCGGCACCACAAUAUGGUGGAGCGGACUGUGCCAGUUUCGGAGAUAAUGCAGAAACUCAGGAUUGUAACACACAAGCCUGCCCAAUUGAUGGCGACUUUUCUGAUUGGUCAACCUGGGACACGUGUUCUGUCACGUGUGGGGGAGGAAGUCAGAGUAGAACCAGAACGUGCACAAACCCAGCACCACAAUAUGGCGGCGCUGACUGCACCGGUGAUCUUUCAGAGAGUCGGGAUUGUAACACAGAUUUUUGCCCGAUUGACGGUGGUUACACUAAUUGGACACUUUGGGAUACAUGCACGGUAACAUGUGGUGGAGGUACACAGUCACGUACACGCACGUGCACCAACCCGGCACCACAAUAUGGUGGAGCGGACUGUGCCAGUUUCGGAGAUAAUGCAGAAACUCAGGAUUGUAACACACAAGCCUGUCCAAUUGAUGGCGACUUUUCUGAUUGGUCAACCUGGGACACGUGUUCUGUCACGUGUGGGGGAGGAAGUCAGAGUAGAACCAGAACGUGCACAAACCCGGCACCACAAUAUGGCGGCGCUGACUGCACCGGUGAUCUUUCAGAGAGUCGGGAUUGUAACACAGAUUUUUGCCCGAUUGACGGUGGUUACACUAAUUGGACACUUUGGGAUACAUGCACGGUAACAUGUGGUGGAGGUACACAGUCACGUACACGCACGUGCACCAACCCGGCACCACAAUAUGGUGGAGCGGACUGUGCCAGUUUCGGAGAUAAUGCAGAAACUCAGGAUUGUAACACACAAGCCUGUCCUAUUGAUGGCGACUUCUCUGAUUGGUCAACUUGGGACACGUGUCCUGUCACGUGUGGGGGCGGAAGUCAGAGUAGAACCAGAACGUGCACAAACCCGGCACCACAAUAUGGCGGCGCUGACUGCACCGGUGAUCUUUCAGAGAGUCGGGAUUGUAACACAGAUUUCUGUCCAAUUGACGGUGGUUACACUAAUUGGACACUUUGGGAUACAUGCACGGUAACAUGUGGUGGAGGUACACAGUCACGUACACGCACGUGCACCAACCCGGCACCACAAUAUGGUGGAGCGGACUGUGCCAGUUUCGGAGAUAAUGCAGAAACUCAGGAUUGUAACACACAAGCCUGUCCAAUUGAUGGUGGCUUCUCUGAUUGGUCAGCCUGGGACACGUGUUCUGUCACGUGUGGUGGAGGGAGUCAGAAUAGAACGAGAACGUGUACAAAUCCGGCACCACAAUAUGGCGGCGCCGACUGUUCCGGUGACACGUCAGAUAGUCAGGAUUGUAACACACAGGCUUGUGCAGUGAAUGGAGGUUGGAAUGAUUGGUCAGACUGGGGCACGUGCACAGUCACGUGUGGAAGUGGACAGCAGUCCCGAUCCAGGACGUGCACCAAUCCUGCACCAACUAACGGUGGACAGGACUGUGUCGGCGAUUCUAGUGAAUUCAAGACCUGCAACAUGAGCUCAUGCGGGCCACCAACCAAUGGAAAUAGCGGGCAGUGCCCUGCUGGCUACUUCGGUUGUUUUUCUGGAGCCAUGACGUGCAUUGAGCAGGCGUUUGUCUGUGACUGUUCCGGAGAGUGUGAUGACGGAAGUGACGAAGACGAGAAGUGGGCUGGAUGUCCCGCCGGACAUAUCAAUAGCUGUAUCGCCAAGGCCGGAGCAGAGGUCAGCAGAAUGGCUCCCUGGGUGACCUUCAUAAUGGCCGUCAUUGCCGUGUUGAAGAACGUGAUAUUCUAACACUUACAAAUUAUUGACGCUUUACUGCAGUAACGAGAACUCUACCAUAUAAUUAUUAUCAAAUUAACACUGUCACUUUACCCUCCGAUGCUUUCUGAUGGAUAUUUGCGUCUCUGUGUUGUUCUUGUACACCAAACUAAUACAUAUGCGCAUGUCUGUAUCAUGUCACUGUAAUAAAU